CUAUUAUUCGUGGGACGGUUUGUAUAGAUAUCACCGAUUCCCAAUUCCAUUUCCACUUCUCUCUUCUUCCUGGCCUUCAUAAAAUCAAUGGAAUCAUCGCAAGUGGAGUUCUCUUUGGAAGCCAAAAGGAUUACGAAGGAGGACUUUGAAUUCGUCGCCGGAAACGCUUCCGAAUCCCAUGCCAACUCCUUCGCCGCCGAUGAACAGAGAUCUGAUCUCCGGCGAGGCACAAUCUCAGAGGAGUCAAUUGAUGACAAAACAAUGGUGCAAAGGGAAAAAGUGACUGCCAGAACUCAUGAAAACACAAGCAAUGAGAGUUCUUGCGAAACAGGCAAAGACGAAGAAGAAGAAAAAGAAGAUAGAGUGAUGAAGGAGCUGAGGAAAGUACAGAGGCAGAACAUGGUGACACAAUGCCUGGUGUCAGCACUAAUGGUGCUGACCCUAACAUGGCAGGUCUCAGAGGUGUCUCUGAUCCUCAAACUGAAAGACGGCCUGAACCACCCGCUCCGAUCAUUCGGUGGUUUCGUCUCCUGGGUGCUCAGACGCCGCCUUAAAGCACCCCAUCAAGGAGAAGACGAAGAAGAAAAAGAAGAAGAAAGAAAACAGAAGAGGCAAGGCGAUGAAGCGCCACAAGCAUCGCCCUUUCCUGCCAUUAAGAUCCCUAAGCUCUCCCUCCCAUCGCUGGACUUCAUUACAGAAGAAUGACGACGAUUGAUGAUUCGGACUGAUCUUCAGAUUCCAUGUUCAUUGUGUAACUCUUUUAAUCUUGUACUUCCUGGCUUUGUUCCAAACUAGUAUGCGCAGAUUGAAUAAUAUGCUGUAUAUAGAAUGCAACAUUUUGACUAUUAUAUUGGCAUCUAUUUGUGUCCUAG
Molecule: messenger RNA, 872 nt
Organism: Cuscuta campestris
Lineage: Eukaryota; Viridiplantae; Streptophyta; Magnoliopsida; Solanales; Convolvulaceae
Source: the annotation of a GenBank genome assembly